GUCGGGUCAAGCCGAAUCAAUUACAGUAAACUGCAAAUGAAGGCCACCUUUUCUUCUUCUUCUUCUGUUGAUGAUGAUACUGUAAUUCGGUGGAGCUGAGAAAUAGCAAAAAUGAGAAAGCAAGUGUUAACUUUGACAGAAGCUGCGGCGUCGAGAAUACGGCAGCUGUUAGAGCAGCGUCAGCGUUCUUUCCUUAAGCUUGGCGUCAAAUCUCGCGGCUGUAACGGCUUAUCUUAUACCCUCAAUUAUGCAGAUGAUAAAGGAAAAUUUGAUGAGUUAGUUGAGGACAAGGGCGUGAAGAUACUGAUUGAUCCAAAGGCUCUUAUGCACGUCCUAGGUACAGAGAUGGAUUUUGUUGAUGACAAGCUCAGAUCUGAGUUCAUAUUUAUCAAUCCAAAUGCAACUAGACAAUGCGGUUGUGGAGAAUCUUUCAUGACAACAACUAGCUCAGAAGCUGCUAAGUUGCGUGGCAAAUCAAACUGAUAGCUUGUUUUAUACUCAGUAGUCAGUAUGAUGUACGUUAUAUAUACACUUAGAAGUGUGAGUAUAUAAUCUGGAGUGACAAAUCAAUGAGUUAAUGGUCAGAAACAAAGGCUUUUGUUAAUUUUUCUUCGACCUUUUUUAAUCUUCUUUUCUUGUGUACAUAUUGUAACGCUGUUCUUCACCCCCAAUAAUAUGAGUGGAUGCAUGUAUUACUUACUGCA
Messenger RNA from Nicotiana attenuata, 704 nucleotides. RefSeq names its product iron-sulfur assembly protein IscA-like 3, mitochondrial. The record is from RefSeq and is a predicted model, not a curated record. The coding region runs from base 112 to 483 and encodes 123 amino acids. Gene Ontology annotation, molecular function: 2 iron, 2 sulfur cluster binding. Gene Ontology annotation, cellular component: cytoplasm; mitochondrion. The transcript has 3 exons. Gene Ontology annotation, biological process: iron-sulfur cluster assembly. NCBI's taxonomy places the organism in Eukaryota, Viridiplantae, Streptophyta, Magnoliopsida, Solanales, Solanaceae.